This is a messenger RNA of Rhopilema esculentum, 5465 nucleotides long. The record is from RefSeq and is a predicted model, not a curated record. Lineage: Eukaryota; Metazoa; Cnidaria; Scyphozoa; Rhizostomeae; Rhizostomatidae.
CUAUAUCAUCAAAUUGGAUGAAAGUUAGCUUUGCACAUGAAGAUACUAGAUAUCCAGCUAAAGAGAGAAAAAUAGGUAAUAGCAACAUAAGGCAAGGGGCUCAAGAAAAAAGUUCUUCUCAUCCUAAUCAAAACUGAGAAUUUGCAUCGAGAAAUGUUACAUGAUUUGUACCCCUUGAAUGGGCAGCGUCCUGCGAUUUAAUAGCGGCAUAGGCGACACAAUUUGACCUAUAGGUGUUGUUGACAAUUCUAACAAGCACUACAGUAGCUAUUUAUUAUAGAAGAGCCACCACGAGGGUAUUGAUCAGUGCUGAAUAUUCAAAAGCAUCGGAAUGGGCAGGUUUAACAAUACGCUUUGAUACUAGCAUACAACACACGGUAUACAAGCCGUACCGUACAAAUCUUAUAGAGCAUCCUACGAUUUUCCUUACGACAUUUGUCCGGGGCAUCCUAACAGUUAAGAGGUUUCACUUUAUAUGUUACGCGAAAUUUGUGUAUAACUUUUAUACGCGAAAUAUCCGCCGCGCGACAAUCUCUACCAUGAACCUCCAUCAAAGUCAGGUUAUUAAAUAUUCACUCCAUCAAAAUCAGGUUAUUGAAUAAGAUUUGUCUACAAUUAAGACUCAUCUCUUUCAACUCAUUUGGAUUUAUCCAUGUUAACUUCACAUUAAAACCAAAUCUAGGCAAUAGAAGUUUGAAAACGUGCCUUUUGGAUGCGUUUGCUUUUCGAAUGAAUGGUAUAGACCCCAAGGUAUCAAUUUAGCAAACAGAUUUACUUUGAACUUCAAAAAUUUGAUGAGCCAAUAGUUUGAAGCGGUCGAGUUUUUAUUUACUACUGAGAUCCUGAAUUGCAAACUUUUCGCGAUGAUACCUAUAGAGCCACCCGCAAUCAAAUUCAAAGCAUUUUAGUUUCAAUUCAGCUUUCUGGAAUUAUCGCAGCAUUUCAAAUGAAGUUCGGCAGCUUAAUGUUAUAAAGGAUACUUUGUUCUCUGGCAAUGUUAUCAUAUAGUUGAUUAAUUAGAUUCUUCGCCUUUUUAUCAUUGUGUUCUUUUGCUACCAUUGACUAAAUUGUUUUACCAAUAUUUCAACUGUGGAAUGAGUUACAUGAACAUUUGAAAUGUAAAGCACUCAUUUCGUAACAUUGCUCAAGGUUUCCGUCUACGAAAUAUUUGCUUCCUGCUGAAAGAAAUUCUGGACCUGGUUGAAUUACUACUUGCAAAAUGAAGCAGUGUUUCCAAAUUUGCUGUAUCAUACUUCUUACGUUAUGUUUAUUUGGUACUGCCGCAUCCUAUUCUCUCAAUAUUACAUUUUGGCAGAACAAACCAUACUUGUUUAUGGAGUCGGAACAGGUGCAAGGUACAUUCAAAAGAUUAAUGGCUGGAUUUAAGUCAAAAGAAUGCGAGCCAGACGGAUUCCAAAUCAAUUAUGUGGAUGAGAAAAAGACUUUCUCGGAUCUUUUGGAGUCUUUGAACUCAAACACUUCUCAUUUUGGGGAAUAUAAUGAUACAAUAAUUGCUUACUUGCCUGUCUUACCCACAACAAGCAUUGAUCAUGCCUUGUAUCAUAAUCAUGAUAUGUAUACAAUACUUCAGAGUCCUGGAUAUACACUGGUUGUAAAUGCGUUGAUGCUGACGAAAAUGUACAGAAUAAUCGUAUUUGGUUUUUUGGAAAGUGCUACGUUGUUGAUUAUACUGACUUGCAGUACGUUAGCCUUUGGCGGUAUUGUAUGGUUCUUGGAAAGAAAGCAGGAUAAAAAAGACACAGACUUUGCAUACCAUUUUGUACCAGGACUCUGGGAUGGAUUUUGGUGGGCUGCAGUCACUGGAACAACAGUUGGGUAUGGUGACAAAACACCAAAAACUCUGGCUGGCAAGGCUGUAGGUCUGGUGUGGUUAAUAACAAGUUGCAUUAUUUUGGCGGCAUUUGGUGCCAUCAUGACGAGUUCUGUCACUACGGAAACAAUUUCGAUAGCUGGGAAAAAAAUAGCAUACCUAAACAAUACAUACUGUAUAGAGGCCAUAAACGAAAAUGCAGGAAUUCCAGUGGUUACAAAGACUGUGGAAGAAGCACUGGAAUUGGCACGAACCAUGAAAGUGUAUGGAGCUCUGAUAGAUACCCACUAUAUUUCAAGCAGACAGGAUGAGCUUUUUGAAAAAGGCAUACUCAUAGAUCAGAGGUUUCACAAAGAAAAACUUGAUAUCAGAAUGUGGUCAAAGAAGAUACCCAACGCAAAAAUGAACAAAUGCUUUCAGGCAUUUUUCAAUUUUCUUAAUAAUUCUUUGUCGCAGAUGCCACAUAUAGAGCCACGUCUCAAGAAUAACAGGUACCGGACUUUGAGGGAAAGAAUUGCACCCGGUAGUGCGAUGGGACAGGGCCUGUUGGUAGUAUAUUGCCUCAUUGCAGGCCUCGUUUUCUUAUGGCUGUUAAUUGGCCUGAUAGACCAUCUUAGAGCAAAGAGGAAACAGAGAUUGAAAAAGGUGGAUUGUAAAAAGUCCAAGAAUGGUAAAAACCCUGAUGUGAACGCAGAUUUGAUUCAUCAGAAGCUUGAAAACAUCAGUAACGAGCUUGCAGAUGUUAAGACAUGGUUCAAAAACAUGGAACAGAGACAAUCUGAAUUGAAGCAGGACGAAGAGAAAAAUGAAUUCAAGAUUCACACGUCGUCAUCCAUGUGUUUUGGUGACACUAACAUGAAAAACGAGCAAGAAGAGAACUAUUUUCGAGUAGACGAACACAAACUUUAAGGUUUUUCUGGUAAAAGAAGGAGUUGCUAGCAUAACUCUUCUGUUAUUCGGAAUUAUCACGUUUUGUUUCCUUCUCUACUUUUUAGACUCACACAUGGCGUGCUUAGCACUUUUAAGAAUGAAAUGUAAUAUUUGAAGUUUUAGUUCUAUUGUCUUUAUACGUCUUAUAUGAAAGCCUGUAUCCUUUCGGUAGCUACUGGGAAGGGUACUUCUUCAAAAGAUAUUGUCUCGUUUUUAUAACUAGUGCAAAUCUUUGUCUUUCGCUUAGAAACAUUUAGUGCUAUUCAUCCAAAGAAUAAAAGGUGUUUUUGAAAAAGUUGUUUUUAUUUUUUCUCUUUCUCGCUCAAAUAUGAAAAUGGUUCUAGAGCAAAAGAAAUAUUUAACCGAUUUCAAACUCACACUAGACGGUCUGAAAGUAAAGCAAAAAUAGUUUACUUAGGAAUAUGGGAAAGAAAAUGCGAAACCAAAACUAAACGAAAACAAAGAGGAAGAAAAUUCUAUAAUUGAUUUAAGCUAUACCUGGCAGAUUCAAAUGCAUGCAACGAAUUCUCAAGGAAAAUCUGCAAAAGAAGAAAAACUAACGAGAAGAGUACGGUAUCUAUUGUGAAAAACUGUGGCAUCAAAUAAGCCCACAUUUGGCAUUAUAUUAUCUAACUGAAUUAGCUUCAACUUAAUCAAGACAAAAGCCUAUGAACAGACCAUUAAUUGUUGCAAGUGCCAUUUUAGUUUUCUUUUUUCUUUCCCCAUUCUUUAUCCAUCAUUUUUCCGGCUAAGACACAAAAUCCCACGACGCUCGAAGCAAUGCCGUGGGGUUUGCAGAGCUGCAUAGUUUCAUGUCACUUGGUAAAAAACGUGCAUUUCACAAACAAUGGAACAAGGACAAACGAAGUCAAUUCAAAGAUGAGGAUGCCUGGCUUAUUGGGUGACGUGGCCUUUAGAAGUCUUGAAGGUAAGUGGUUUUGAACUCUACUCUCUCUAUCAAAGACAUUGAACUCAAACCAAUCAAUAUAAUUGAUGUUAUAAGAAUUACUUUAUUGGUAGGGGCGCGGCGAGCGGGGAGAGUGCAGGAAGGUGCUGCACCCUCCAAUUCUUCAUGAGUUAGUCAGUAAAUUUUCCGUUGGUCCACAAAAUCCUUACUUUGUCAACAAAAUUGGUAUUGCAACGGUUUGAAUUGCAACUCUGAGUGUCGCGCUUCAUGCGAUCCAUCAUCAGUCAAGUUUUCUGUAUAUUAAAAGGGGAAAUGUCGGUUAUGGAUGUUCGUUUUACGUUAAUAAGUUUUCUAACUCGGGAAAAAUACCAAAACGAAAUGAAAGGCAAAAAGCUCCCUCAGAAAUAAUGUCAUGGACAUUAGAAAAUCAGUCAUGAGGCUUCGUUCCCACAUUAUCGAGAGCGAGUUGGGCCGUUGGUGCAUCGGCGCAAAUCGCUAAAUCUACGACCAGCCUAAACAGGAAGUGGUUACUUAGGGAUGUUACACAAUAACCCCCAAAUUUGAUUGAUAAAGGAGGGAAUUGACAAGAAAAGCUUUUUUCGCCACUAAGAGCCGAUGCACCAGUCCUACCUUAUAGCAUACAAAAUAAAAAUGCUAACAGUAUUAAAAAUGCCUAAAGGUAUGAGAGGUUUCAACGAUGACAUUAAAAAAAGAGGGAGGGAGGGCUAGGAAAAUAAACAACCGGGAGUCUUCAAUCGAGAAAAGUGAGACCCACGCCAUGCCAAAAACCUUAAAUACCCCUACAAUAAUGAGGGGAAUGAAAACGCCACAAGCCAUACACUUUACCAUAGCAAAAAAUCCCCAGGAACAAAUCUCAUACCCUAGAUACAAACCGCCCGGAGGCCAAAGACUACCCCACAAUUCCGACGAACUAGUAAAGCAAAUACAAGAGAAAGCGUGGCACACAAGAAACCAAAAUGCAUAGCAAGCAAUGAUAAACUUAGGCGUAACAGUUAAAGUAAAAGCCCCUCGUGAAAUUAACUCUGAUUAAAUUCAUUUAAUCAUGAUUAAACGUUAUCCUAGUACAAUUUUACUUUAACUCCUAGUUAUAUAGGAUUAACUGCAGUUGCUAUAGGGAUAUUACUAACUUCACGGGCACUUAAACUUCAGUUUAUUUAAGAUACACUAGUUACACAUUUUACUAAACACAAUAGGAUAUUUCACAUUGCGAUAAGACCAUAGAUGUUGCUUCUUCUUUGACAUCCCACGCUUGGAAUCGUUAGAGCAAAAAAAUCGGUAGUGAAUGAUCAGAGACAGGGACACCUGCAGGACAAUUAACAGACCGGAGGCCGGAGGGGCAUUGUUAGUGUUUGGAAGGGCGUAAUAUGGAGGGGUGUUUAGAGGGCAUUAUUGACAAACUAUAUUUAACAACUUAAUCUAUUCGAGUGUUCGCUGCAAUCGAAGGAUGUUGCGGGCAUGAUUUUGAUGAAUCUAUUAAGACAUUUGGUUGAAUGGUAUACGAUAUGUUUAUUAAUCAUUGCAGUGUCAAGAGAUUUCGGUCUGUAAAGCUUUUGCAAACAUUUGCGUGUUCUGUCGUCUAUAACGUCGACUUUUGGUCUAGAAGUAAAGAAAUUUGUUUUGAUUGCAAAUCAACUCAUAUACAGGAAACAAAGACUGAAAAUUGAACUAAUAUCGCGCGAUUGGUUGUAUAUAAGAAAACGAUGUAUCACAAGGAUCUGUUCUAGUGUCGGUAUUACUCAAAGUACGCAAUGUUGUUGACGACAAUUCGAUUUUGCU